Molecule: messenger RNA, 291 nt
Organism: Acanthamoeba castellanii str. Neff
Lineage: Eukaryota; Discosea; Longamoebia; Acanthamoebidae
Exons: 1
Coding region: 1-291 (96 amino acids)
Source: RefSeq, a predicted model, not a curated record
AUGGUCAGCGUGACAAUCUUCGUGCCUCCCGACAGCACCGUGGCGGACGCGAGAGAGACGAUCACGAAGUGGUUGACGACCGAGGACAAACGUGCGGCCAAGAACGUGAACCGAGCUCCUGGCCCGAAGCUGGUGAAGCUGUCCUUGACCCCGACGAUUACGGAAAUCAAGUGCAAGGGAGGGACCGUGCGGGACGAGCAACGGCUGAGCGAUCUGUUGGAGGACGGCGAAGCGUUGGAAGUGCUGGCCGACCAAGAUUACGCUCCCAAGGCUGGCUGUACCCUCUCCUAG